Messenger RNA from Scomber japonicus (chub mackerel), 2074 nucleotides. It is a transcript of the gene mif4gdb, whose product is annotated as MIF4G domain containing b. Gene Ontology annotation, molecular function: protein binding; RNA binding; translation activator activity. The transcript has 6 exons. Gene Ontology annotation, biological process: regulation of translational initiation. Lineage: Eukaryota; Metazoa; Chordata; Actinopteri; Scombriformes; Scombridae. The record is from RefSeq and is a predicted model, not a curated record. Gene Ontology annotation, cellular component: cytosol. Bases 95 to 760 code for a protein of 221 amino acids.
CCAUAACGUCUCAUCUGGGAUCAGCUUAGAUGAGAAAAACUGACCUGAAAUAGUGUGACGGCUCUCGGGUGUGUUUUGGGUGCCUCCACAUAUAAUGGAAAACUCUACAGAGGACUACAAGAUCCAGUCUUUUGACCAGGAUACACAGAUGCUGCUGAAAACAGCCUUGAAAGAUCCGAGUUCGGUGAACUUGGAUAAGGUGUCCAAUAUCAUCGUGGAUCAGUCUUUGAAGGACCAGGUGUUCAGCAAAGAGGCUGGACGCAUCUGCUACACCAUCGUGCAGGCUGAGGCCAAGCAGAACAACGGGAACGUGUUCAGGAGGAACUUGCUGAACCGGCUCCAGCAGGAGUUCAAGGACCGCGAAGAGACGAGGGGGCGCUCGCUGCAGGAGUGGGUGUGCUACGUCACUUUCAUCUGUAACAUCUACGACUACCUCAAAGUGAACAACAUGCCGAUGGCGGCCCUGGUCCAUCCUGUGUACGACUGUCUGAUGAGGCUGGCCCAACCAGACGCUCUCAUGAAUGAAGAGGAGGUGGACUGCUUGGUGCUGCAGCUGCAUCGCAUCGGAGAACAGCUGGAAAAGGUGAACAGCCAGCGGAUGGACGAGCUCUUUUUCCUGCUGCGGGACGGCUUCCUGCUCCAGGAGGGUCUCUCCUCCAUGGCCCGCCUGCUGCUGCUGGAGAUCCUGGAGUUCAGAGCCGGAGGUUGGGUGCUCAGCAGCACUGCCCACAAAUACUACUACAGUGAGAUCGCUGACUAGGACAGCUUAGUCACCACUGAUUAUAAAACCAGCAAUUUAAUGACGGACCUCCAGGUAAUCAGUGGAGGGGGUUUGAAAGGCUCCGGCAGUUCAUAAACUGUAAAAAGACUUUUCAUCUCGCUGGAUUGUUCCUUCAGUUUGAAAGUAUUACUAAAAGACACGGUGCUGUGGAUGUGGAAUGUGCAAUAGUUCAAGUUCAGUUAACGAGGUUUAGCUACGUCCAGGUAGACUUUGUUUAGAGUUUGAUGACAGCUAAAAAAAAAGCUGAAGUUAUUUUGUAUGUGUUUUUUUUUUAUCUUGCUGGCAUUCCUGUUUUAAAAAAGACAUUUUUAAGUCCAACUUUUUUUUUUUUUUACCAAAUCCAAAAGAGUUUGACAGUCCAGUCAGAUGCGAGUUGAUUUGGUAUUCGCUUUACUUUUUUUAUUGUUGAGUGACCAAUAUUUGAAUUAACUGAGAAUCUGUAUUUGAAUUACUUAGUUAAAUGUUUUAAGUUAGAAUUUAAAUAUUUUACAAAAGGUUUGAAUUGAAGUUCAGAGGAAUUUUCCACAUAAUCUGUCCAGUAGGAUUCCUGUGUUACUGUUUCUUAACCACUCGUUAUGUGAGGCCGGCUUUGUGCUUUAAAUUCAGGGAUUUUCUUUUAUACAUUUUAUUUUCUCUCCUUUUUUUUGUUACAGAAUACAAUGUGUUCAGCCUAUAAAUAAAAGACCAAAAGAUACAUAUUUAAACUGUUUCUACUGACAAAUUACAAUGAAUUCAGGUAUUGAAUUAUUUUCAGAACAUCUGGAUUCACAAGUUUGUAAAGCAAGUUGUGCCAAUAGAACAGCUGCAUCUAAUAAAGAUGACCUGACCAAGCCGACGCCGUUACUCAGCGCUCCAGGUGCUAGAGGAGGAACGUUUCCUCCCUUCACAUAAACACAGGUCUGUUCUGAACAUGAAGCUCAGUAUUUUUCUUUCAUUCCUCGUUGAGUAGACUUAAAUUCAGGUCCCAUCAGUGUGCUUAACACUGGCUGAACUCUUUACUGUUGGAGUCUGUUGAAACCUUUUGUUGAUUGUAAUCAGUGACAACUUUUAAAAUCUCCAACCAAAGCUGUGCCUGAGAAUCAGACACACAAACACAGGACAUAGUGUUUUAACUUUAUUAUCAACUAAUCUACCAAAUAACUACUUGAUUAUUGCUGACUGCAAUGUCCCAUAUCCAAUAUGUAACACUUCCAAUAGCUUAUUUAGUCUAGAUAUUGAGUUUACCAUCACUUUAGACUAAGUUGCUGAUUUCUUUUCUGUCUAUUGACUAAUCUCUCUUAAUAUUUUAUUAUA